AUGACAUUACCAGAAGGUUACAAGAUCAGAAGAAUUGAAAAGAAAGAUUACGAAGGUGUAGUUGAAACCUUAGCGGUUCUAACUACAGUUGGUAAUCUUACUCGUGAACAAUUUGAAUCCAUUGUCGAUUACUGGAAUUCUGUUCAAAUGUACCAUGAUAAAUCCAUCUAUAAAUAUAAUCCCUCUGUGAUUGUCGAUGUUAAUACUGAUGAAGUUGCCGCAGUGGGGAAUAUUAUCUUGGAACAAAAAUUAAUUCAUGAAGGUGGUAUAUGUGGACAUAUUGAAGAUAUUGCAGUGUCUAAGAAUCAUCAAGGUAAAAAAUUAGGAAAGGCAUUACUUGGAUAUUUGAGUGAUUUAGGGUUCCAAUCUGGUUGUUAUAAAAUUAUAUUAGAUUGUAAUGAGAAAAAUGUUAAAUUCUAUGAAAAAUGUGGGUAUUCAACUACUGCUAUUGAAAUGCAAAAAAGAAAAUAG
This is a messenger RNA of Naumovozyma dairenensis CBS 421, 471 nucleotides long. It is a transcript of the gene GNA1, whose product is annotated as glucosamine 6-phosphate N-acetyltransferase. The transcript has a single exon. Gene Ontology annotation, cellular component: endoplasmic reticulum; Golgi apparatus; endoplasmic reticulum-Golgi intermediate compartment. Gene Ontology annotation, molecular function: monosaccharide binding; glucosamine 6-phosphate N-acetyltransferase activity. The record is from RefSeq and is a predicted model, not a curated record. Lineage: Eukaryota; Fungi; Ascomycota; Saccharomycetes; Saccharomycetales; Saccharomycetaceae. Gene Ontology annotation, biological process: UDP-N-acetylglucosamine biosynthetic process. Bases 1 to 471 code for a protein of 156 amino acids.